This is a messenger RNA of Trichoderma asperellum CBS 433.97, 2424 nucleotides long. RefSeq lists its product as uncharacterized. The record is from RefSeq and is a predicted model, not a curated record. Gene Ontology annotation, biological process: regulation of transcription by RNA polymerase II. Lineage: Eukaryota; Fungi; Ascomycota; Sordariomycetes; Hypocreales; Hypocreaceae. Gene Ontology annotation, molecular function: DNA-binding transcription factor activity, RNA polymerase II-specific; zinc ion binding.
GACGAGUUCGCUGUGAUGAGAGGCGACCGACGUGUGGCCACUGUGAUAGACUCAAGCUUGAAUGCGCAUUCCAGCCUCCUCGGCCACGACGCAGCCAACAGAGGCCGCCUUCGCUUGACGACAGUUCAGCCAGUCCUCGACAGGAUGUUGAUGCUGAUGUUGGUUCCAACAUGGACACAUCGCGAAGAUUCAGCAUGGCGACGGACGAGGUGGAUGAAUCUUCGUCAUCCUUCUCGGGAGUGACUUCGUAUCAGACUGCAGAUGCUCUUCACAGUACACAGACGACGCUGUCCACCAGUAUUAGCGGCCAGUUUGGAGCUUCCUCUGCAAGCACAAAUUCCAACUCACUCAUCACCGACUCAAUGGCCUCUUACAUGACUCCCACAACGGAAGCACUCGAUCUUGGCUCUGCGUCCAUGCCUUCGGGGGAUCUAACAGGGGACCUCUCACAGUCGCCUUGGAGUCCCAGUUGGUUUGAUCGGGUUCCUCUCCCAGACUCUGCUUUUUCCUUUACUUCACUGGGAUUUACUAGUGCUCUUAGCCCCAACUUCUUCAACUCUGAUCAAUCAUCUGGCUGGCCUGAUGUGGACGGGAAUAACGCCUUGACAGUAUCAAACGUGGACAACAGUCCAAGUAUACAGAGCGUUGCUCGAACCACAAACGAUUCUCAACUUGUUAGUGUAAACGGACAAGGAAGCACUGGACAAAUAGGCGGCACAGGAUACAAGCCGGCGUUUGCUUUUUCCCCACCACUCUUAUCAGAUUCCCAACAAGAGCUGCUGCUGCGAACGUUUGAGUGCGCAAUCCAGCCUCCAGCCUCGCUCGCCGGCAUCCAUCCGCUGGGCUGGCCCAAGAUCAAGCAGUACGUGCUUCACAUGGCCAAUGGUAAGCACAAUUCAAUCGAAUACGGAGCCGUCAUGCAUGCCCUUGCAGCUCUCAGUGCUAUGCUGUUCGAGCCUAGCCGGCCUGCCGCUCUGGCUGCGUUGGGCAGUCGUGUGUCUACUUGCCGCGAUGACUUUGGUCUCUUAUCCCUAAGACUACACGACGUUGCCUGCGUGGCACUCAAACUGAGUCUUUCGCAUGCUGGAUGGGAGGAGCGAAGCAGCCGAGCGUUACUGGUCGUCAUAUUUUUGCUGGCUUGGUUUGAAACCGCCUAUGACGGGAAUGAUCAGGUCCAUCCCAGCUUCCCCGAAGAUAUGGCCGAGCAAGUUAUUGUCAACGGUCGGGGCUGGGAUACAGGCUCUGCUAGUCUCUUCCAGUGGCUUGAUUCGUUCGACGCCAAGAUGUCUCAUAUGGGCGGCCGCCAUCUCUUAUCAGAUCCGGCCUUGGAAAUUAUAAGAAAGCCACGUCCAAGUGUUGCCGGCUCAGCUACCAUGGAGGUAUCAGACAACGAUGCUCUCGGCAAUAUCGACGGCAUGUCACCUAGUACUGUGUCUACAGGAGAAAGGGGCGUAAACGCCGCUACAAAGGCUCGUAAUAGUGGCUCUAGACUGACUACGCUGCUGACCGACCCGCCCACAAUACCUAAGAAUGUAGUGUGUAUGGGUGUUUUCAACAUAUUACUGCAGCCGGCCUUCGAAUUUCAUAUGGCAUCACAAGCAUAUUCGCGACGUGUUGGCUGCCACGAUCGCCACCACCGCUCACGUGGGACUCCUGAAGAUGAGAUGGAGGUGAUGAAAGCAUGUAUGGGCUUUGAAGAAGAGUUGGAGGAGCUCUGGCGACGUCGUCCCAGCAUUCUUGAUCUAGAUGCUUCACAGCUGCGGCUUUUUGUCAGUGAGAAUAUUGCUCGCAGGCUGGAGCAGCUGUUCAGCGUCUAUAUUGCCACUUUUUGGGCACACUUCAUAUAUAUACACCGUGUCGCCUAUUGGACUUUGCAGCACACGGCCAUUGCUCGCAAGGCUCUGAAACAAACAGGCAAUAUGAUGCGCCGCAGUGUCGGCCAACCUAUACAUCAGCACGCUUUUGACGCGAGCAUCCCACGCACAGCCUCUACUGCUAUUCAUCCAGGCUUAAUGUGGGUAUGCUUCUUAUUUGGCUGUGAGGUGUCCGACCCCGUGCAGCAGGAAUGGGCGGUGUUGCAGCUUCGAGCUCUCGGUCGGCUAAGUGGCAUGACCGGUCAACGACCGAACUCCGGGUUUGAUAGUAAUGAGGGAGACGGGCUGCCUAUCGGAGGACUGGACCAAAAGGGGGCGCAGACGGCUCUCAAAGUGGCGCGUCUUCUGGAAGUGAUUAUCGAACGCCAGACCAAGCUGGGCGCCCGUGUGGACGGCAAGUACUUGAGCCAGGAAAUCUUUGGCUGCCAUUUUUAUAUCAUAUAAUGAUAUAAUGCUAUGUAAUAGAGCCACGUGGCUAAAUCUAGCGCAAACCUAUAGUGAUGGUUACCGGAGACAAACAGAGUUUUGUGUUGCCGAGUAGAGACAGCCG